Tympanuchus pallidicinctus (lesser prairie-chicken) is the source of this 911-nucleotide messenger RNA. It is a transcript of the gene SWI5, whose product is annotated as SWI5 homologous recombination repair protein. The annotation marks the transcript as partial. The record is from RefSeq and is a predicted model, not a curated record. Gene Ontology annotation, biological process: double-strand break repair via homologous recombination. Gene Ontology annotation, cellular component: Swi5-Sfr1 complex; Swi5-Swi2 complex. The transcript is spliced from 4 exons. NCBI's taxonomy places the organism in Eukaryota, Metazoa, Chordata, Aves, Galliformes, Phasianidae.
UGGCGGAGCGGCGCCGUUCCCCCUCGGGGCGCGUGGCGCCGCCGGCGCAGCGGAGGUCUCUCGGCGGCUCCCGGCGGAGCGGCGGUGCUGGUUUCAGACCUCCGAGGGUACAGCGUGGAGGAACUGGAGAAGCACAUCUCCCUGCUCCAUGAGUAUAAUGAAAUUAAAGAUGCUGGACAGAUGCUGCUAGGCAAACUGGCUGUUAUCCGAGGAGUUACUACGAAGCAGCUGUACCCUGAGUAUGACCUGGAGCUUAGUGACUAGCAUGGGACCCGCAGGCUGCUGUGACCUGCAGACGUGACUGUUGCAGGGCCGUUGUGUUUUGGUGUUGUACCCAUGUAGAGCCAAAAGAAGCAGCACAUAUGCUGAAUUUCAAGAGAUUUUGUUAGCAGCCACAUUUCUCAGCAGCUUUGGAAUGUGCAAGUUAAGGAUGAUACCAACUCAUUCCUGUUUGUGGGAAAGGGAUGUUGGGAUACUUUCAGUUUACUCUGCUACCUGAGAAACACUAUUUCUAAUGGUUAUUUUUUAAUAGGAAUGGUUGUAAUCCAAGGUUGAUGCUGAAGUUCUUCCCAAUGAGCCUUUGCUUCUCUGCAGCAUCCAGGCUCGAUCUGGGUAUGUUAACCUGCAGGUGGAGCAGCCUCUGGAUGGAUGGAGGAAGUGUGGGAGCAGCAUGUGUGAAGUGACAGCUGCUGUGUCAGGAAGACCGUGGGGAGAAAAGAGGACCAAAGGCUGAAGUUGUGAUGGUGGUUUGGUUUUGUUAUGAUUGGAUCUGGAGGAGUUUGAGUGUUCAGCAAUUUUGUACUCAACUGCUGUAAUAUCCAGAGGUUUUGUUUCAUUUCUGUAGUAAACAGAACAUUGUGUUGAACUGUCUGACCUGAAUUAAAGCAGCUAUUGCAUCCCUCAGUAAUUCA